AUGGGAAACUUUCGCACACCUAGGUUGGUGGAGGAGAUCAAGCAGAGGUGUUCUAGCAUCCAGCUGCAGAAUGAGGACGUGUACAUGGCCACCACCUUCCAAGACUUUAUCCAGAUGUUCGUCCGUAAGCUAAGAGGAGAGGACCAGGAGGAAGAUCUGAUCGUUGAUUAUGUAACCAAAGAAGUGAACAACAUGACAAUAAAAAUGCCGUACCAGUGUUUUAUCAAUGGCAAGUUUGAGGAUGCAGAAGACGGAAAGAGUUAUGAUACCAUCAAUCCUAAUGAUGGGUCUGUCAUCUGUAAGGUGUCAUACGCCUCAGUGGGAGAUGUGGACCGGGCUGUGGCUGCUGCCAAAGAAGCUUUUGAUAACGGAGCGUGGGGUAAGAUGAACCCCAGAGACAGAGGAAGUCUGCUGUACAAGUAA
Messenger RNA from Nematolebias whitei (Rio pearlfish), 423 nucleotides. RefSeq names its product cytosolic 10-formyltetrahydrofolate dehydrogenase. The record is from RefSeq and is a predicted model, not a curated record. Gene Ontology annotation, molecular function: formyltetrahydrofolate dehydrogenase activity; aldehyde dehydrogenase (NAD+) activity. NCBI's taxonomy places the organism in Eukaryota, Metazoa, Chordata, Actinopteri, Cyprinodontiformes, Rivulidae. Bases 1 to 423 code for a protein of 140 amino acids. The transcript has 4 exons.